This is a messenger RNA of Ostreococcus tauri, 1398 nucleotides long. Its product is annotated as Apoptosis-antagonizing transcription factor,C-terminal. NCBI's taxonomy places the organism in Eukaryota, Viridiplantae, Chlorophyta, Mamiellophyceae, Mamiellales, Bathycoccaceae. The record is from RefSeq and is a predicted model, not a curated record. Gene Ontology annotation, cellular component: nucleolus; nucleus. The transcript has a single exon. Bases 1 to 1398 code for a protein of 465 amino acids.
AUGGAGCGCUUGCGAGCGAUCGCGAACGGGCAUUCGGGCGGUGGCGGCGGCGACGGGGGACGCCGCGACGCGCUCGCGGCGCUCGGCGUGGACGCGCGCGCGGGCGACGGGGCGGCGUCGACGAGCGAUGAUGACGACGAGUGGUUCGAGGCGUCGGAAGGGGGGGGGGGGUUGCGCAUGCGAGGCCCGAUCGAGAUGGAUGGGGAGGCGUACGCGGGACGCGGGACGACGCGGCGGGCGCGAGAGGAAGAGACGCGAGGAGUGGUCUCGAGCGAUGCGAGCGAUGCGAGCGAUGCGAGCGAUCUGAGUGCGGAGGAGGAAGAUUGGAAUGAUGCUGCGGAACGGUACGGAGAGCGAGACGAAGGGGGGGGGGAGGAUGCGUUGGACGCGCGCGGCGCGCGGGCGAGAGACUUGUUGGGCGGCGACGCGGACGGCGACGCGGAGCUCGCGCGAGAGCUUCGAGCGUUUCAGGAGGAGGAGGCGCAGACAAAGAAACUUGUGGAUGCGCGAGCGCAGCACGUGGCGAAGGGACGGGCCGUGCGGGCGCAGCGCGUGGUCUGGGAGCGAGCUUUGCACGCGCGGAUUCGCUUGCAGAAAGUCGUGAACGGGGCGGCGAAACUGCCGACCGCCGCGGCGUGUCGCGGGAUGAAGCGUGCGUCACCUGACGCGAGUGAUGCGCUGCAUCGUCUGUCUCGGGCGUCUCGACGAGCCAUGCGCGCGUUUACCGCGUUGCAAACGGCGUUGAUGACCAACAUACGCGACGUCGCCGCGACGCUCGAGGACGCAGCCACAAUCGUGGACGUGGAGGACGACAUCGAUGAGGUUUGGGGGAAGCACGACGCCGCAUAUCGAGCGUUUGCGAGUUAUCGUGACUCAACGUGCGAUCGAUGGCAUCGAAAAUCCACCGUCUCCGUUGGGGGCACAUCGAGCGGCGGGAGUUUGAAAGCUUUCAACCAGUCCAUAUCGCAGCAGGUGUCGAGCACGAUGAGAGCGCCGACGCGUUUGAUAGAAAAGUCACAACCCGCGAAGCGCGCUGCCCCGGCGAGGUUGGGUGAGAAGCGCUAUGUGUACGUCGAUGAUAAUGGUGAGACGGGCGUGAAUGCGGACGGAUUGGAUGAGGGCGAAGCGCGGGAGGUGGAGCUGUACGACGACGUUGACUUUUACGAGCAGCUUCUGAAAGAGUUACUCGAGAGCGGGAACGACGCCGGCAUUACAGAUGGACAGACCGUCGUAAAACAGACAAAGCGUCGUAAGAACGUCGACCGCAAGGCAAGCAAAGGUCGCAAGCUUCGUUACCACGUCCAAGAGCCGCUCGUGAAUUUUACGCAAGCCAACGACGUGGAAAUUCCGGCGUGGGCGGAACGCGUUUUCGCGCAACUCUUUGCGUCGCACGCGUGA